Messenger RNA from Sinocyclocheilus grahami, 2472 nucleotides. RefSeq names its product ribonuclease inhibitor-like. Lineage: Eukaryota; Metazoa; Chordata; Actinopteri; Cypriniformes; Cyprinidae. The record is from RefSeq and is a predicted model, not a curated record. The coding region runs from base 310 to 2070 and encodes 586 amino acids. The transcript is spliced from 13 exons. Gene Ontology annotation, molecular function: protein binding.
AGAAGAGGAAGCAGAAGCUGCAUUUUUGUUGUUUCAGUUUCUGUUUGGUUUUACUGACACACAUGUCCAUCUCUUAAAGAAGUUCGACGCACAAAUGUGCAAGAAAGUAGAUCAACUGUGGGCCAUUGACGGGGAAUCUUUUUGUCAGCUCUAACGUGCUGUUUACACUGUCCUCAUAAAACCGGAAAAACGCACUUUUGUUGCGGCCGCUCCUCCCCUUUUCACGGGUGUUGUCCAUCAAAGUGAAAGUAUAAUUCAUCGGCCUAUAUUGGACUUUUAUGAAAGCAGAAACAUCUUUACACAAUUGUAAUGGAACCAGAUGGAGAUCCGCUUUAUGAGAAACUAUCCACAGAUACGGGUCCACACAGACCAGAUCCUCCAGAACCCAGCUGUGUGUCCAUGAGGAGUGACUGGUCAAUGGAUCAUCCACCUAAGCUUAGUGGACACAAUGAAAAGUCUAGACCAGAUCCUCCAGAACCCAGCUGUGUGUCCAUGAGGAGUGACUGGUCAAUGGAUCAUCCACCUAAGCUUAGUGGACACAAUGAAAAGUCUAGACCAGAACCCAGCUGUGUGUCCAUGAGGAGUGACCGGUCAAUGGAUCAUCCACCUAAGCUUAGUGGACACAAUGAAAAGUCUAGACCAGAACCCAGCUGUGUGUCCAUGAGGAGUGACCGGUCAAUGGAUCAUCCACCUAAGCUUAGUGGACACAAUGAUCUUGGGUUCAGACCAAACCUGCCAGAAUCCAGCUGUGUGUCCAAGAAGAGUGACCAGUCAGUGGAUGCUCUGCGUAAUUUUAGUGGACACAUCUUGGGUCAGUCUGAUCUUGGGUUCAGCCAUGACCCUGCUGAAGCCCUCAAGACAUAUAGAUCAAAUGUGAGGAAGAAGUUUGAGUGUCUGUAUGAGGGAACGGCAAAGCAGGGAAACCCAACACUGCUGAAUGAGAUCUACACAGAGCUCUACAUCACAGAGAGUGAGAGUGGAGAGAUCAAUAAUGAGCAUGAGGUGAGACAGAUUGAGACACAGUCCAGGAGAGCAGCAACAGAGGACAAACCAAUCAAAUGCAAUGAGAUCUUUAGACCUUUACCUGGACAAGACAAAACCAUCAGAACUGUGCGUCAGAUGCUCCUGAAAUAUCUUCUGACACAUGUUGGGAACAUCUCGUACAGCAAAGAGAAAACGGUUGAGUUGAGAGAUUGUGGCGUCACAGAUGAAGGUUGUGCUGCUCUGAGUUCAGCUCUGAGAUCAAACUCUUCACAUCUGAGAAAACUGGUUCUGUUUGGGAAUAAAGUAGGAGAUGCAGGAGUGAAGCUGCUCUCUGAUGCACUGAAGGAUUCUUGCUGUAAACUGGAGAAACUGACGUUGAGAGAUUGUGACGUCUCCGCUGAAGAUUGUGCUGCUCUGAGUUCAGCUCUGAGAUUAAACUCCUCACAUCUGAGAAAACUAAGUCUGUUUGGGAAUAAUGUAGGAGAUGCAGGAGUGAAGCUGCUCUCUGAUGCACUGAAGGAUCCUCGCUGUAAACUGGAGAUACUGAAGUUGAGAGAUUGUGACGUCUCCGCUGAAGAUUGUGCUGCUCUGAGUUCAGCUCUGAGAUUAAACUCCUCACAUCUGAGAAAACUAAGUCUGUUUGGGAAUAAUGUAGGAGAUGCAGGAGUGAAGCUGCUCUCUGAUGCACUGAAGGAUCCUCGCUGUAAACUGGAGAUACUGAAGUUGAGAGAUUGUGGCAUCACAGCUGAAGGUUGUACUGCUCUGAGUUCAGCUCUGAGUUCAAACCCCUCACAGCUGAGAGAACUGGAUCUGUCUGGGGAUAAAGUAGGAGAUGCAGGAGUGAAGCUGAUCUCUGAUGCACUGAAGGAUCCUCGCUGUGAACUGGAGAAACUGAUGUUGUGGGAUUGUGGCUUCACAGCUGAAGGUUGUGCUGCUCUGAGUUCAGCUCUGAAAUCAAACCCCUCACAUCUGAGAGAACUGGAUCUGUUUAGGAAUAAACUAGAACAGUCGAGUGUGAAGCUGCUCUCUGCUUUAAAAAACGAUCCACAUUAUAAACUGGAGACACUGAAUACCAGCAGGUAUUAAAUGAUAGAGAAUAUGGAUCACGACAGACACAUUGAAGUCAACAGAAUCAUCAGAACUGAAGCUACAGUGAUCCAGCGCUGAUGUGUGUGAGUUACAGGAGUUUACAGAGGCACUGUCACGAUUACUUGGAUUUUAACAACAGCAGCUACACACAGAAAAGAGUAAGACAAAACUUAAAAUGUUUAAAGGGUCUGCUACUUUUACUUUUAUCUACUCGCAAUAAAAACUCAAAAUUGCACCAAAAAAAACAGGAUGCUUUUUGUGAUGCCUCCAAUCUCUGAUUUUUUAAUCUGGAGCACAUCACAAAAAUGAACAAUCUAGAUAAAUCUAGAUAAGCCUGUGCGUGUUUUACUAGUUGUGCUAUUUCAGACCUUUCAUUGCCAUUUAGACCUAUUACUGAAA